Geodia barretti is the source of this 474-nucleotide messenger RNA. NCBI's taxonomy places the organism in Eukaryota, Metazoa, Porifera, Demospongiae, Tetractinellida, Geodiidae. The record is from the annotation of a GenBank genome assembly.
CUGGGUGUCGACUUCUCACCUUCUGGGGAAUUCUUCUCUUCUGUUGGAGCUGACGAACAGGUUCUGGUGUGGAGGACAAACUUUGAUUCUCUGGACCACGGGGAGAUUCUGAGGGCCCAGCGGAAGAGACCCGCCCCCUCUUCCCAUCGUCACCACUCUCACGAUCUUCCCCCUCCUCACACCCUCACUCAACCCACACAUCAGUUGGAUGCGAGGAGAACGCCAUGUGACACCGUGUCAGCCCCUUCCACUGUGACUAAUGUCGGGCCUCGGCUUUUCCACAGACCACACCCCUCACAUCCUCCCCCUCAACACCUCUCACAGGAAGAAGAUGAUGAGGGGGCGGGGCCAGUCCCCAAACCACACCCCUUGAAGCCACGACAGUGUCUCCGGAACUGUCAAACACUCUACAACACAUCGUGGGCCAGCUGGAUAUUCUCACUCAGACUAUGUCGAUUCUGGAAGAGAGGCUGA